Messenger RNA from Cheilinus undulatus (humphead wrasse), 3633 nucleotides. It is a transcript of the gene pla2g12b, whose product is annotated as phospholipase A2, group XIIB. The record is from RefSeq and is a predicted model, not a curated record. Gene Ontology annotation, biological process: arachidonate secretion; lipid catabolic process; cholesterol homeostasis. Gene Ontology annotation, molecular function: calcium ion binding; A2-type glycerophospholipase activity. The transcript has 4 exons. Gene Ontology annotation, cellular component: extracellular region. The coding region runs from base 109 to 1152 and encodes 347 amino acids. NCBI's taxonomy places the organism in Eukaryota, Metazoa, Chordata, Actinopteri, Labriformes, Labridae.
GAACCUAAUCACGGGUCAAAGUCUGCACUGUGGCUGGCAGAGUCAGUACAAGCAGAGUGUGUUGUUGUCGCUCACUCUCUGUGCUUCUGUCAGCCUGUCAACAACACCAUGCUGCUCCGGACUGUCCUCCUGCUUCUCCUCUGUGUGUCUGUGGGUAUGUGUGCCACGUUAGGCCACUACCAGGCUCGGGCAGAGGAGGAGGAGGAGGCCCUAGCUCUCACUGACACAGCAGCAGAUUUAGAUGCAGCUGCAGAAGGUGUAGCUCCUGCAGAUGUCCAAGUGGAUGACCCACCAGCUGUGGAUCCAGCAGAUAACUCCCUCCCAGACAACGAUGUGUUGGCGGAUAAACCUGAAGCUGACGUCCCUGAAACAGACAGUGUAGCAGCAGAGGAGCUAGAGGCAAAAAGCAAUGAUGCCCCUGCUGUAGACAACCCAGCAGUGGAUGAGCCAACUGGUGAAGCAGUCAUCAAGGAGCAACCCCCUAAUGAAGACGUCAUAACCCAGGAGGAACCCACAUCUGAUGACGCUGUAACCAAAGUGGAACUUGCUGAGGAAGCUGUCAAACAAGAGAAACCUGCUGAUGAGGAGGAGGAGGACAAUGAAAUCAAACCGGUCCCAACAAAACAGGCCCUGAGCAGACCCUCAGGUCAUGAAGAGAGCAGCAGCUGGGGCAUCAACUCCAUUAGAAAUAGUUUCCAAACCAUGCAUGGCUACUUUGACUCCUUGGUGGAGCUGGUGGGGGGGCACAAUGGUGUGUGUCAGUACCGCUGCAGAUACGGAGAAAUUCCUCAGCCUCGUCCCGGCUACCAGCUCCCUGAGCCAAACGGCUGCAGCUCCUCUCUGGUUGGAUUCCAGGUGAAUUCAGUUCUUGACUUGGGGAUCCCUGCUAUGACAAAUUGCUGCAACGAGCUCGACCUGUGCUACGACACUUGCGGGAUGAGCAAGUACGACUGUGACUCAAGGUUUCGCUCCUGUCUGCAUAGCAUCUGCUCUGACGUCAACAAGAGUCUGGGCUUUGUGUCCAAAGUAGAGGCCUGUGAAUCCAUGGCUGACACUCUCUUCAACACAGUGUGGACUCUUGGUUGUAGGCCUUACAUGAACAGCCAGAGGGCAGCGUGCGUCUGCGUGGGAGAGGAGAGGGAUGAACUGUGACAGAACUCUAUGGAGCAACUCCUGGAUGCUUGAACAGACCUACCUUUCCACAGUAUUUACACAGAUUAGACUGCAUAUUUAUAGACUCUGUCAGUGGAGAGAAACUUCACAAGGGCUCUCUGAAAAGAAAUUCAAGACGACAAAUGGGGAAUGUAAAUGAGCGGUUUCUCCUCUUAUUAAUAGAAAGUUACGGCAUAUAUAUUGAUGUGAAUAUGACUUUCAAAACUUUAAUCAGUCACCUAAACACCCUCUCUUCCACUCUCCACACUGUUUCGUUUUGGGCUGUUUUUAGGCCUCUCCUCUAUGACUCCUUUAUUGUUAAUUACUUUGAUGACUCCAGACAAAGUGCCUGAUGGGAAGGAUAUUGUAGUCACAUUAAUUUCCUCUGUAAUGCAUAGGCAAUAAUUACUCUGGUGUGCAUGGUUCAUAUUGCGGCAAUUUAUCAAGAUAGUCCUCUUAAAACUUAAUCCUGCAAUGCCUAUUACAGCAUCUACAUUAAUGUUUGAUUUAAGUUAUUUUUCAGCGAGUCUUUGUUAUUUUUUAUGAAUGAAUGCAUCGCUAAUUCUUAGAUCAAUUGUUAGGUUAAUGAAGAGUGUGCAUGUUUUCCAGAGACAACACAUUGCUGACACGUCUUCCUCUGCGGCACUCAAAUGUCUGACGUGCUUAGCACCCAUAGAUUAGCCUUAGCAAAUAAGUCAGAAUUCAUCUAUUGAGGAUCCACUUGUAUAUUUCAAGUCAGUGUGAAAUAGCGUGAAUUAUUAAGCAGUUUUAUAAAUUCACUAAAUCUUUGAGCUGUAAUCGAGCCUGAGAAAUGGCUUGAAAGUGUGACCUAGAAAAGCAUCCUUCAUGCUGGAGUUGUUACAAAUGGACUGUGGCCCCUCUGAAUGAUUUCUAAUAGAAAUGUCAUUCACUUUAAUGUCAGGAAAUUGCUCUGCCAGGCAGAGUGGCAGAGAUGCACAAACUUGGAUGUAUUAAGUAGAAUUCAAGUGUUUUCCAGCGCAGUGACUGACACUGGAACAUAAAUAGUAAUAUAAGAGUGUAUAUUUUCUGUACAGUUGCAUGCAUGUGCAUAUUAAAGGGACUUUCCAAGGGCUUCCACACAACCAACCACUCUGUGAAUAAAUAAACUGAAAUGGUUAUUUUCACUUACAUGCCGUUGUAGUUUUAAACACUGGAAUUACAAAGGCAGUUAUUUCAAGAGUUUUAGAUUUCACAUUAAGAUCAAACUAUGAAACAUAAGUCUAGCGUUACCACAGCAUUAGUAAAUAUAACUUAACAUUUAUAAAACCUCAUUGAGUAAUUUAAAUGGUGUCCAUUUACCCUAUCCUGUCUAUUGAAUCAAUUUGCUACCAACUAAUUUUACAAUAUGUGAAUAACUUCCAAAAAGUCACAUCAGUAUCUCCUAGAAGAAAAAAAACAUAAAUGCUUUUUAAGAUUAUAUAGCAGAAGACUGAGUUAUUGACAACCUAGCCAAAUUUAAGCUUGAAAAAGACAUAAAAACAUAUGAUUUCAUUUCAGAAUCAGUUUAGAUGUGCCUCUCUCAAACUCUGAAUAAAAUGCACUUGUUUAAUGAAAACACAGCUUGCAAGAAAAAUGUGAACUGUUGGUCUGAAACAUGCAGUAACUCAUGACUCAGCAGGAAAACUGAAGAUGCCAAAGCUCUCAUUAUUGCAGCAAUAGGGGGCAGAGUUAUAUAAGGGACCCCAGUGCAUCAUGGAUAUCCUAAUUUGGCCCCAUCCAACAGAGCCUUAACCAAAAAAUAAUGAAAUACUUUCUAUUGGCUGAUAAGUGGCUACGCACUGAAUGAUUUCAACACUCUAACCUAUUUUGAAAAUGUGGGAGAAUUUUGUAAUCCUCCAAACACACACAUUUGAUGAUUCAGUCAGACUGCAGGACCACAUGCUUUCUAACAUUGCAAAGCAGAUAGAUUGGCCUGAUUCCAUGUCCGUCAUCUGGAAAAUCCAUCUUGAAAAGCUCUAGUCUGAAACGAUUCAGACCUGACCACUCAGUGUCAUUUGAGGAGAACGGGUCAGUAAGUUUAGUCGUACUAAGAAAGGGUGACAAUGAAUGCUGUCAGUGUAGCAUGUAGCCUGCAAUAGUAUAGCGCCAGUUUUAUCAGACCUUGGCCACAUUUCUUUCUUAAAGCAAGAGCAAAGAGCCACACUGAAAGCUUCUCUUGGCAGAGAUGUUUUUACACUUCUCCAGAAAGUAUGGCAGCACCAGCCUGUUAAGAUCAGGUUAAAACCGGAGCUUUAUAUGUCUACUACCUCAUUUUGUCUUGUCACUAUGAUUGGCCUACGAUGAAUGUGACAGAUGGAACAUCCAAUCACCUUCUGAGGAGUUUUUCAAAAGUCCUGCCCUUCCCAAACACUUUCUAUGGGAGGUUUCCAACAUGAAUGUGCAAUGGAUAUAUGAAACAGUCCAUCGGGUUACAUGCCCUCUGUACCUUUUAACAAUGGAAAUUCCAAAGAAAUUAACCCA